AUGGCUAAUCUUCCAAUGGAGCGAUUUGUUGAAACUCGAGCGUUCGAUAUAACUGGUGUGGACUUCUGCGGACCAUUCUACUACAAGCCUGUCAUCCGAAACAAAGCUCCUAUAAAAUGCUACAUCAGCGUAUUUAUUUGCUUCGCCACGAAAGCCAUUCAUUUGGAGUUGGUCAAGGAUCUAUCUACGUGUGCAUUUCUCAAUGCUCUUAAGCGCUUUAUAUGCACUCGUGGCAAGCCACGUCAGAAUUGGUCUGACAAUGCUACCAACUUUGUCGGCGCCAAAAACGAGUUGGUAGUGCUCAAAAAUCUCUUCCUCAGUUGCUGUCAUCAAGAGGCUGUGCUCCAAUUUUGUUUGCCGGACACAAUUGAUUGGCGCUUCAUUCCACCGCGCUCCCCUCACUUUAGUGGCCUUUGGGAGGCGGCAGUAAAAACUGCAAAUCACUUCUAUCGGGUUGUGGGGUUAACUGUUCUGGGAUUCGAAGAGCUUCGUACCCUUGUGUGCCACAUAACGGCAGUCAUUAAUUCUAGACCACUGCUACCCAUUUCAGAAGAUCCAGAAGACCUUGAUGUUCUUACCCCAGCUCAUUUUUUGGUUGGAGGCCCACAAUCCACGUUCACAGAACCCGAUGUGACACGGCUCAAUUUCAAUCGUCUGGAUAGCUGGCAGCGAGUAUCCUACAUGCACCAAGUCUUUUGGUCUCACUGCCGAGAAGAAUAUUUAAAUCUUCUUCAACAGCGUUCCAAAUGGCAGACUCCCAAGCCUGGUGUGGCUCUCAACGACAUCGUUUUUGUCAAAGACGAGAACUUACCUCCUUUGAAAUGGCCGCUAGCUAGAGUGGUUGAAUUGGUAAAAGGAACUGAUGACAUCACACGCGUUGCAGUUCUCAAGACUGCUAAUGGAAUCAUAUAG
This is a messenger RNA of Drosophila montana, 912 nucleotides long. RefSeq lists its product as uncharacterized. Lineage: Eukaryota; Metazoa; Arthropoda; Insecta; Diptera; Drosophilidae. Gene Ontology annotation, molecular function: nucleic acid binding. The record is from RefSeq and is a predicted model, not a curated record. Gene Ontology annotation, biological process: DNA integration. Bases 1 to 912 code for a protein of 303 amino acids. The transcript has a single exon.